Messenger RNA from Protobothrops mucrosquamatus (brown spotted pit viper), 1152 nucleotides. RefSeq names its product actin-like protein 9. Gene Ontology annotation, cellular component: membrane; cytoplasm; synapse. Bases 1 to 1152 code for a protein of 383 amino acids. The record is from RefSeq and is a predicted model, not a curated record. Gene Ontology annotation, biological process: axonogenesis; cell motility. The transcript has a single exon. Gene Ontology annotation, molecular function: protein kinase binding; nucleosomal DNA binding. NCBI's taxonomy places the organism in Eukaryota, Metazoa, Chordata, Lepidosauria, Squamata, Viperidae.
AUGAGAAGGUCAAGUACUCCAGAAAGAGGGCGUUCAGUUGUCAAGACAGGAGCUAUUGUCAUAGAUACUGGUACAGGGACAUGUAAAGCUGGAUUUGCAGGUCAGCAGACCCCCCAGGCAGUCAUUGGGACAUUAGUUGGACACCCUACAGAAAAAUCUAUGAGGACUAGAAGAGAUAGACAAGAUACAUUCAUCGGAGAGCAAGCUCGAUUGGAACCUGAUAGCGAUAUUAUUUUUCCAGUAAGGCAUGGCAUAAUUAUAGACUGGGAAGCAGCUGAAACACUAUGGAGGCACCUGUUCUACCAUGACCUCAAAGUUGCUCCAGAAGACCAUGCUCUUUUAAUGUCUGAUCCUCCUCUCUGUCCAACUACAAACCGGGAAAAAUUGGUGGAGGUUGUCUUUGAGUCUCUCAAUUCUCCUGGAAUGUAUGUGGCAUAUCAGUCUGUACUAUCAGUGUAUGCUCAUGGAAAAAUUAGUGGGUUGGUGGUAGAUACAGGCUAUGCUAUGACACACGCUGUACCAGUCUAUCAAGGAUACAAUUUGCCACAUGCUAUAGAAAGAAUGGACAUUGCUGGAGCCAAUAUGACAUCUUUUUUGAUGGAUCUCCUCAAAGACAUGGGGAAUUACUUUGAUGAAAGAAUGUUGAAUGUUAUUGAUGAUAUCAAACAAAAAUGCUGUUAUGUUGCACUUGAUUUUGAGACUGAGUGGAAUCGUCCAAAGAGAGAAUACAUGGUGGACUACCAGUUACCAGAUGGCCAAGUAAUCACUUUAGGAAAGGAGAGAUUUCAGUGUCCAGAAAUGUUGUUCAGCCCUCCUCAGAUGCCUGGACUUACACUUGUAGGAAUCCAUGACAUGGCCCAAAAAAGCUUAAGGAAGGUCCCUGAACAAUCCAGGAAGGAAAUGUAUGAAAACAUAAUAUUAUGCGGAGGGUCAUCACUUUUUGAAGGAUUUGAAAGGAGAUUUACUCAUGAUGUAAUGUCCAACAUGCAGACAAAUACGAAAGUCAAAGUCAUGGCUGUUCCACUGAGGCACUAUUCUGUCUGGACUGGAGGUUCCAUACUUGCUUCCCUGAAAAAUUUUCAACCAUGCUGGAUCAGAAAGGAACAAUACCAUGAGCAUGGACCGUUCGUUGUCCAUAGGAAGUGCUAUUAG